Molecule: messenger RNA, 1311 nt
Organism: Malassezia vespertilionis
Lineage: Eukaryota; Fungi; Basidiomycota; Malasseziomycetes; Malasseziales; Malasseziaceae
Exons: 1
Coding region: 1-1311 (436 amino acids)
Cellular component (GO): catalytic step 2 spliceosome
Source: RefSeq, a predicted model, not a curated record
AUGGCCAACGACGCGCCUUUUCAAGCGACAAGCGGUGCGCUCAUUGUGCCGCCGCGCCCUGGCGAGCGCUCUCUGCGGCGUCAAGUAGUACUUGAAGAAGAAAAGUAUUCCGACGGACUUGCACGUAUUAUACAGCGGGAUUUCUUUCCAGAGUUGCCGCGUCUCCGUGCAGAAAAUGCGUAUUUUGCGGCUCUGGAGAGCGGCGACGACGAUGAGGUGUACGCUGCUGCGCGUAAUUUGGUACAGGAAGAGGAGCGUGCAGGCAUACUUGCAGAGCGCACAGCGCGUGGGGACGCGGGCGAGCCUAUGACGCCGAUGGACGUGGCCGAGACGCCACGCCAUGCGACGUUGACGCCCGUGCCGCCGACGCCGACGCCUGCGUGGGAUGCAGCCGCACCGCUGCACGAUACGCCCAUGCGUGCAGAGCAGAUUCCUGAACUGCGCCUCAACAUGACGCUGGACCAGUACCAAGCCCGCUAUACCUCCGAGGACAAUGCUUCUUUUGCACAGCUCAUGCAAGUGGCGCGCGAAAAGCGCCGUGCAAAGCACCAAUGGGCGUACAACGCGGAGAGUGAGGCAAGCGCUGCGCCUAUUGAAGCGGCACCACAUGCGGCGGCAUCCAACGCUCUUGUACACGUGCCCUGCGCAGAGAAAAAGGGCCAAACUUGUGGCGUCGCACCCGGCACAUGGCGCUUUAAGGCACGCAACUCGCUCAUGUAUGCGCCGGAUGCAGAUAAAGGCACGCUCGAGCGGCGCUCGAGCUCGCGCACAGUUGCACAAUCGCUUCCACGCGUACGCUAUGCAAACACGCGACUUGCUGAAACGAAAGAAGAGUCCACACCGUCGACGCCAAGUAGCAGCAUCAUGGACGCUGCAAUUCGCGGCACACCACAGGUCCAUGGCUAUGGGUAUGUCAGCCCAGUGGCAUCUGCACACGCAGAAAAUUUAGGCGAGCGCCGACUUGAGCAGUUGAUGACGUGGGGAACGGUAGCAGGUACGCCGCGCCAGCUUCGCCGCGCUUCGCCGCGCACCGAGACUGCUUCGUCGCACAUUGAAACGCCACGCACCGAGCACGGCUUUAAAGUACCUAAACUUCGCUCCACUCGCGCAAGCCGCCGCAGCGAUCUAAGCCCCGCCGCGCGUUCCCUCUAUGAACGCACGGCGAUGGGAAAGCGCACUUCUCUCUUCUCGCACCUUGCAAACAACACGCCAAGCUCACAGCGCUCUGCGGCAGAUGCGGAGCGCAGAGCGCGCAUUGCGACGCAGCAGUGGUCUCCCGUCCCAAGUCCUGUACCUAAACGCAAACCCUAG